UGUACGGCGAAAGAAACGUGGACGCUCAAAUUAGUUGAAAUUUAAACAUCGUUAUACUUUUAGUUUUACUGUUCUUGUUAUUAUUCAAGUAAUCUUUCUCUAAAACGUAUUGUCGAAAAGAUCCACCCUAAUCCAGCAGUGCUCAAGCUACAGUGACCUAGUAAGAAGAUAUCAUUAGCAAUGGACUUUGAAGCUGUUCAAGGUUUUGCUUCCCAUCAUGAUCCAACUGUUCAGACAAGGGCCUUGCAGUACUUUGAGCAACUGAAGGCUUCAGAGGAUGGAUGGCAAUUGUGUGCAAGAACUUUAACAUCUGCACAGAUUUUGGAUGAACAUGUUAUUUUCUUUUGUAUCCAAGUGAUAGAGCAUUUUGUAAAGACAAGAUAUAUUCAUUCAAAAGAAGAAGAACAACAGUUUCUUAGACAUUUCAUCAAGCACUGGUUACAAUUUCAGAGUCAUGCAGGGGUGGUACAUGAGGUUUUUAUCCGCAACAAAAUUGCACAACUUGUAUGCUUGGUGUUCUUAGCAGACUACCCACAUCGUUGGCCCAAAUUUUUUGAUAAUGUCCUUGAGCUGUUGACUUUAGGUCCUCCAGGUGUUGAUUACUACCUCCGCAUAUUGUUGGCAAUUAAUAGUGAUGUAGCAGAUCGAGAAAUUGCCCGGACACAAAAGGAGCUUGAAAGAAAUACUCUUAUAAAGGAUACAGUGAGAGAGUGUAGCAUAAUGAGGCUAGUAGACUCGUGGUUUCAUAUUGUGACUACAUAUCAAACCUCAAGUCCAGAACUUUCCUGCCUUUGCCUUGAAGUAAUUGGUGCAUAUGUGGCUUGGAUUGAUAUUAGCUUAAUAGCUAACAACCGCUUCGUAAGCAUUUUGGUUCAGUACUUGUCAUUACCACAGCUCCGAGAAGCAGCUUGUGAAUGUAUCCUGGAGAUAAUCAACAAGGGAAUGGAACCAUCAGCUAAAACAAAACUGGUGGAAUCAUUUGUUACUGUGCUAGAACAAGCAGGUGUACUGAACCCUUCACAGGCUGAUGAAGAUGCUGAUUUUGUUAUAAAAUUGGCCAAGCUUGUUAGCGGAAUUGGUACAUCUCUCUUAGUUAGUUGGUCAAAGUUGAGUAGAAUGGUUAUGCCUGAUCCUGAGCAGUUAGCUAUCACUCUAAAAGCUGUUGAAAAUAAGGUUCCUCUUCUGCUACAGUUUUUAAACAAUGAAGAUGAUGAUGUGUCUCUAGGAGUUUGUGAUUUUGCUAGAGAAUUCAUACAAUUCUUGAAGCAGCAAUCUAGUGUAGGAGCUUAUAAUGCCUCAGAAAAAUCUAAUGCUGAAGCACUGCUUCAUAUAAUCAUCAACAAAUACAAAUAUGAUGAUUCCUAUAAUUUUGAUCAUCAGGGUGAAGAUGAAGCAUCGUUUGAUGAGUAUAGAAAGUCUUUGAAAGUUCUCUUCGACAAUCUCGCACAGUUGGAUAAUGAGUUAGUUUUGAGUCGAAUGAAAACCAUGAUCACAACAACUCUUCAGCAGUGGAGAAAUUCCCCGUUUCAAGAUGUGGAAGCUGCCAUCACUUUCUUGUAUCUUCUUGGUGAGGCUGUUCCAGCUUCCCAUGGGAAUCAUUUUAUUGGAGAUGGAGAUAAACCUACUGUAAUGACAGAGCUCCUGAGAUUACUUGUCACUUGUGGAGUCAGUACUUAUGGACACAUGGCGGUAACUUUACAUUUUUUUGAGACAGUUGUGCGCUACGAAAAAUUUUUCAGUCAAGAACCUCAUCAUAUUCCUGAAGUUCUUGUUGCUUUCAUGGAUGAGCGAGGACUGCAUAACAGGAGCCCACGAGUACGGAGUCGUACUUGCUACUUGUUUUCGAGGUUUAUUAAAUGUUUGAAGGUGCACAUCCACAGGUACACCGAAGACAUUGUGAAACGAGUACAAGACUUGCUGGUUUUGGCACCACCUGAAAAUGGUUUCAACACAGCUUUGUUAACACCUGAUGAUCAGCUUUUUCUCUACGAAGCUUCAGCAGUGUUGAUUGUGUCAAGUCAGUUUGAAACUCAGCAUAAAAAACAGCUGCUGUUGAAAAACCUUUUGAAUCCAGUGAUGGCUAAAUUUGAAAUGUUCCUUCAACGACUACCAAUGGAAACUGAUAAAGAGAAGUGCCGAGCAGUAGCAGAAUGUAUGAGCCAUGCUAUUGCUUGUACUAGUCGUACCAGCAAGGCAUUUUCUAAUCAACAGACAAUGAAGACAACAGGGGUUGUGCAAGUCUAUACUGAUGCUUUGAAGGUAUUCUUACAAGCUCUAGAGCUUCCUCAGGAACAGACAGUUCUCCAGUCUGCAGUGCGACAAUUCUUACACCGUAUGGUUGUUUGUCUGGAGGAAGAGGUCCUUCCUUUUAUUCCAUUAGCAGCUGAAAACUUGUUGAAAAAUGCAGAUACACGCAGUAUUCAAGAAUUUAUACCUCUAAUAAAUCAAGUUAUAGGGAAAUUUAAGUUGUCUUGGGUUUUCCAGAAAGAGAUAGUUCCUUUUCUGCAACGUAUCUUCAUGCCUCUGGUAACUGCUAUCUUUAAGGCUUUAGCAAUUCCUACUGUUGAAAAUGACCAACAAGCCCAACGAGAAAGACAGGUUUUACAGCGAAGUUACUUCCAAUUCAUUGCUGCUAUUGUUACUAAUAAUGUCACAGAAGUUUUAGCAUCACAAGACAUGCAAAGUAUGGAACAAGUUCUACUAACAAUAAUUCAGGGGGCUGUAGACUUUCCUGAUCCUGUGGCUCAAAAGACGUGUUUCAGCAUUCUUAGGAAAAUGGUGGAAUUCUGGGGUGGACCUGAGGGAGUAGCAGGUUUUGUAGAAUUCAUGUACAAAUCCAUUGUCCCUGCUUGUUUUCUAGCACCACUGAAGGAUACGUUUGAUCUCACAGAUGCACAGACAAUAUUGGCCUUGACUGAGAGUGCGUUGUGUUUAAAGGCAGUGUAUGAAAAGAGAGGUGAUGAGUUUAUCAGCUUUCUUCAUACAGAGUAUCUUCCAACAAUGAAUGUCUCUCCACAACAAAUUACUGACUACUGUCAUGCUCUAAAGUCUGAAUCGAAAGUCUUCAAGAACUAUUUAAAGAUCUUUAUUCAACAUGCAAAAUCAUAACCAAUGCUGAAACUUAGUGUUGAUUUGGAACAUUGUUGGCUCCAGUUAUGACACAGGAAACAGAAUCUGCAGUGUUAUUACUGUUGAGUAUUAUGUGGGUAUUCUUACCUCAGCAGUACAAAGAGAAGAAAAUAGUCUUUUUUGGGAAACAGCCAUGCUCUAGUUAUUGGCAGUCGCGUGAAGUACUAAAAGAAAACUUUUCGUUAGCACAACAUGGUCAUUGCUGCUUUACAAGCUACGUAUGUACAAGGAGAGCCGAUUGCUUUGAGUUCAUCAUUGUAAUGGCUAUUUAUUGUUGCAUUAGUUUAAAAAAAAUACAAGGUGAGCUUAUUGUUUCCAAUUCAAAGAUGUAGUAGCUGUUUAUUCUUGUAUCAACUAUGUAAGUUCAGGGAGAACUAAUUGAAGCUGGUAUCAUAUUGGUUAUUUUUUGUUAUGUCAGCUACAUAACCAGAAGGAGAAACAGUUGUUUCAAGUUCAGCAUUAAAGUUAUUUUUACAUCAGCUACAUAAAAGUGAGAGAAAACAACUGAGUUCAGAACAUUUAUUUAAUGUUUAUUGUUUGUUGUAAUAACUACAGGGAAAAUAAUGAAAGCUAUUUAUUUUUUUACAACAGCGGUGUAAUGACAAACAUUAGCUACUCAAAAAUGAGGAAAAUGAACUUAUUUCAGAAAAUGUAUUUAAAAAAUCUUACAAGAUGUGGAAUUACCUAUAAAGAGAAAUAAGGAAAGCUGCUUUCUUUAGAAUAGUGUAAUGGCAAAAUUGAACAUUACAUUGACUACACAAAAAUGAGGGAAAUCAACUGAUUUCAGAACAUAUGUUUAUUAUUUUUUUCAUUGUUCCAUUACCUACGGAGAGAGGUAAGAAGAGUUGUUUUCAGCAGUGUAUUAAUGACAAGAUUGAAUGUUUUAGUGGCUUUGUUAAAUGAAGCAAACCAAAUGUUAAUUCAGUCAUAUACCCUCUUUAUUCUUGUGACAUUAUUAAUAAUUGUUGCAUCAAAUGGAAAGUUGAGAGAGACAAUGUUUAUUUCAGUGUUGUCAUAGCCUCUCCUAAUUAUGCACGUGUUAAAGUUAAGAAGUCUUUGUUUUCAAAACAGUCUUACCCUUUUGUUUGAAUUAAGAUGUAAAACCUAAAAUUGUCUCAUUACAAAUGCUUUUUUAAAAUGUGUAUGUGAAAAGGUAAGUUAAUGAUAAACACCAAUCACAUAUUAAAUAGAUACUAGAAAAGUACACCUGUGUAAAAAUAAAAAUAUGAUCAGUUUCUUUUAUUCUCUGCAGUGAAGCAUGUUUGAUAUAUUGUGAUAUUGUUAGUGUUUUAUACCUUUUUUGCUGUUGCAAAAUGGGAAAAUGUGAUAAUCUGUUGUGUACUCCAUAUAGUAAAAAAAUUAAUUAAUUUUGUUUUAUAAUUAUAACUUUAACUAUAAUUUCCUUGUCAUUAUGAAUAAGAUUUAGAGAAAAAUAUGAGUGGAAAAUAAAAAAGUUUCGAACAUUUGUAGAGAUUUAUAAAAAUAUUUAAGUAAAAAAUAACGUUACAAAAAUUUUGUUAUACUAUUAAAAUUUAAAGAAAUGUGUACAUUGUGUAGAAUGAGUGCAGCUAAAAAACAGGAAGAUUACAUAGAAAAAAAUAAGAAGGUUGUGUCCAUAUCAGUGAUUUAAAGAAUUACAAAAUGUUAGAAGUAUCCUAACUGUAUGAGUUAGAGAAAAGAAUUGUGUAUGAGAAACUGGUUGGAAAUACUUAAUAUCAUUAAUCAGUAUAACAGAAAACUAAAACAAUAAUGAUUAGAAUCUAUUGAGUACCCUUUCUGUAAAGAUGCAUCUCAGUCUUAAAGUACAAAUUUAAAAGAAUAAGAUUGAGGAAAUAAAAGUGAUGAAAUUAGGGUGUAUUAAAAGUUUUAGUGAAAGAAGUGAUUAGAGCAGCUUUAUAACAUACUGUAAAUUCUUUUAGUAAGUUUAGUUAGUGCAAUAAAUGAGGAGAGAUGCAUUUUUAAAGAAAGAAUAAAGUAUAAUUGAAUGGAUAUUUAUAUGGUUUGUGAUUAAGCAGAAAAUGUUGAUUGAGAAAAUGGGUUAAGGUAAAUAAUUUAAGAAAACUAAAGUAAGGAUCUUUAGUAUACUGGUAUGGUAUUGAAGCUGCUGGUGGGUGCUUAUAGUGUCCAAGAUAAUGCAAAAAGUGAAUUUGAACUAUUGAAUAAUUAGUGAUGAUUGUUUAUAGGGUUUGAGGUAAGGAAAACAAUGUGAGCUAAUGUUUAACUGAUGACUGGUUAUAGGGUUUGAGGUAAGGAAAACAAUGUGAGCUGACGUUUAACUGAUGACUGGUUAUAGGGUUUGAGGUAAGGAAAACAAUGUGAGCUGAUGUUUAACUGAUGACUGGUUAUAGGGUUUGAGGUAAGGAAAAGUGAAUGUGAGCUGAUGCUUAACUGAUGACUGGUAAUAGGGUUUGAGAUCAGGCAAUCAGUGAAUGUGAGCUGAUGUUUAACUGAUGAAUGGUUAUAGGGUUUGAGAUAAAGCAAGCAGUGUAUGUGAGCUGAUGUUUAACUGAUGACUGGUAAUAGGGUUUGAGGUAAGGAAAAGUGAUUAUGAGCUGGUAAUUGGUUAAUAAAACAAUAGAUAAUAACCAUGGAACUGAUAUAAGCCUGUCGUGUAUCAUUAGCUGACUUUCACACAUAACAAGAAAAACAGAUUUGAAUGUUUAGAACUAAUUGAACUCUUGAAGUGUAGUUGUUUUUUUUAUGGUAAGUAUGGUAGCAUAUUUGGAUGAAUUUCUUUGUGUUUUACACUAUGCGUAGUUGUGACUUUUCAUAUCAAUGUAUGUGAUAAAGUAAUAAGAUAUACAGAAUAUAACUUCAGUCUACAAUAUAAUGGUUUUAAAAUUGAUAUUUUUCCAUUACUUGAUAAAAAUAACUGAUGGAUUUAAGUAGUUCAUCAUGCUUCAAGUUUUGUUAAGACGUUGCAUCCUUAUAAUGGUUUCUGUUAUAAGGAUUUUCAGUUUUUGCAUUUUCUGAAUCUCAUGCUGAUUUUGAUUUUUGCAUAUUUAAUGUGCUGUGAUACAAGUGAAAUGCUUCUCAGUAAUGUACACACUUAAUCUUUUCUAACAUGUGUAAUGACAAGUAUUUAGGAAUCAGAUGGUUAUUCAUAGACCACAAACUCAUUUUAUGAUAAAAGGCUUAUACUGCACAGGUUAUCCUGACCUUGACUGAUAAAUUGAAGUUUUAAGUAAAACCUUUAGAAAAAAUAGAUAUGAUAUAGAUUAUAAUUUUGUUUAGAGCUUUUUAAAAACAUUAAGAUUUAGUAAGACUACAGUUAUAUUAGCACUUCUCAGGCUGCUGUGUAGAUUCGUAUAGAAAAUAUGAAAAAUAGAUAAAUUUUUCAUGUGUUGAUGUGUCUGAGCUCCUUAUGGUAGUCAAAUGUAAAAAAAGUAAAAAAAUACAAGUAUUAAUUAAUGGAAAACUAGAUAUGUAAAUUUUAGUUCUAUCAGACUUUAGGUUAGAGGUUGUCUUAGGUUUUAUUAUUUUAAUUUGUACUUAUGCUACUUUUUCGUAAACUGUAGAAUCAUUAAUACAGCUGUGUUCAAAAAGAGGACAAACAAAUUGAUAUUUUGGUAAAGUUAAAACCUGUUGUAUCAGUUUUUACUUUAUUUCACAUGAAAAAUAUUCAACAUGUUUCACUGAACAAAAAAGUAAUUUCAUACUGCAUAAGAUACCUAAAAUAAAACAAAUACUCAUCAUUAAGAGAAACACUGUUUUGCACUAUCAGUACACAUAUUUUUAUAGUGCAGAACUUGUCUGUAUAAGAUUUUGAUAAAAGAUGUAGAAUGCAUAUAUUAUCUCAUAGUUUUUAAUUUGUUUUUCGUUCUUAUUGGCCAAAGGUCUUAGCAUUUUGUAUAGUAGAGGAGCCAGUAGUUAAGUAACACAAUGAAUAAUUAAGAUUCUAAAUUUGGUAGAAAUUUGUUUGUUUUGGAAAAACAAUCUUUGUUAAUAUUAGCAUUAUUGAAAUACAUUUGUUGUAAAUAAGCACUGUAAAUGUUCAAAUAUUUUUCUUUAACAUAAUUUAGCUCUCUGUUUUUCAUCUAUUAGAAAUUAAUGACAUUGAACUAGUGUGAUUCUGAAUGAAAAGAUGUGUUUUGGAACAGGCUAUUGAACAUGACUUUAAAAUGUUUUCCAAUAUUUUCAUUUCCACAUAAGUGCUUUUAUAUUAGUUAUUGGGGCUGCUGGGCUUUUGUGAUAUCUUUCAUUGUAUACUGAUAUAAGUUUGUAAUGGUUUUAUUUGAUAAUUUCUAGUUUACAGUAUUUAAAAAGUGAACCAAAUGUUUGUACCUUAUUUUGGACUGUCUUCAUCUUUGUAAAAUGAAGAUUAAUACUUAAAUUGUUUUGGAACAUCAGUAUUUAAACAAAGAUUUAGUAAUUGUUGUUAAAUUGUUUGGAAUUCUCAAAUUUUGUUUGAUCAAGAAAUGUUCAGUCUAUUUUAAAUUCAUAACUUGGUUAAAUGAUUAAGAAAAAAUUAAUUAACUGGGUUAACAUUUACAAAACAAACUUUCAAUGCCACAAUAAAUAUUGAUUGCAAGGAUCAAAAUUUAAUUGAUUUCAAAAUAUUAUUUGUACCUGAAUUUACAUUAAGUCUUUUUUCAUAUAUCUGCACGGAUGAAGACUCAUUUAGAAUCAUGUCAAGAUGUUUUACAGGAGCUGCAUUUAACAACUGUUUUUAUUACAAACAAAUACUUCUAAGCACAAAAUGGUUUAUUUAUCAAUGUGGUUUUUAUUUUUUAAUAUUUUAUUUCAGAAGUGCUUAAUUGAAACUUUCCAAGUGCUGCUGGAAAUAAAAAUAUCAUUUCAGGUCUCCGAAAUCUCUCAUAAUGAUGAGGAAGUUGAAAUGUAUAGCAGAGACAGCUGGUAUGGGUAUUAAAAACUUUAAUUAAAAUAAAGUACAAGAACAACGUUUUGACUUUCUCAGGUCAUCUUCAGGUUAACAAGGAAGUUGAAAGUUGUUUGUACUGCUAUGAAUUACUAAUUAGUGAUAUGAGCAACUUUUUUUUUUAACUUACUCUUAAUUUUGAAAAAGUAUCCACCAGGUAGGUAUACUAGUGUUUUUGGUAGAAACAAAUGUAAUUCUCAAUUUUAUGGGAUGCAAUUUAUUAGGACAUUUAUUUUCCCUAUUGUGGAUUGUUUUAAGACGUUAUCCAAUUUAAGGUGUUAUAUUAAAUUUGCAUUUUCCAUUGAAAUUACAUGUAGCUUUAGAACUUACAAAGUUUCCAUUAUAUCCUUAACAUUUUUUUUUCUUAGAUAAAUGAUAGUACAAUAAUUUUGUGCUUGAAGAAUAAAAACGAAAAUUUAGACAAGAUAUUGAAAUGUAUUUUAAGGUAAGUUGAUAUUUUGAAAGGAGCUGUACAGGUUAAAAAAAAAUAUUCAGUAUGAUGUUUUAGAAAUUUAGUUUACUAAUGAAUUUAAUUGGACAUGUGCAAGGAUCAUAUUAUUCUCCAUAGAAACUUAAUUUUGGGAGCAAAAACCUGUAGCUGUAAGGAUAUUGCUUAUAAUUUUGUAUUUCUGGAAAUAAUACCACUUGCUUGAUGAGUCUUAUAUCAUUUGACUUAUCCUUGUACUAUUAUGCACUAUUGUUUGAGUAAACAAUUUAUGAUAAAGAGAACAGGAAGAUCCCUAACUACCCCAAUCCACCAAAUAAAAAGCCAUGUAAUUUUCUGGGAUCCAUGCUGAAGUGGGGGAGUGGAGACUACUGUUUCACUAAUGUUUAGUAAAUUCAUUUUAAAAUACAGAACAUGUUGAUGUUUUUACUUUAACCCAUCAUGAUACCUCUUAUGACCCCACCAGAGGGCUGUAACCCUUAGUUUGGGAAUUGCUGAAGUCAUAGCCUUCAAACUAUUCUUGGAUGGAUUUACAAAUAUGCAGUUUUUUUCAUGUUCACUCAUAUUGCUGUAUAGUUGAGUUAGUACAAGUUUUUGUUUCAUUACUUAAUAACUAAGUAAUUCAUAGUUUUUACAUAUUUGGUUUUGAAUGUUUUUUUUAUGCCUAAAAUUUAUUAAGGGCUCUCAGUGCUCUUUAGUUUUUCUAAAGGCAACAUAAGGAUAGCAGUUUUCAUUACAAGAUUGUUCUUCAUAUCAUAAAAUUGAACAUGGGUGCUCAACCAGUUGAACAUAUUUUUUUCUCACAUUAUGUUGAAACAAACGUAUUGUCUCAUGGAAUUUUAAUUUUCACCAUGGUGAGUAUCUUUUUUUUUUUAAGGACAUUAGGAGUUGGACAACAACCUUUAAUUUGGAAACCACAGUAACUCUUAUUCUUGGCUUUUAUAUCAAUUUGUUCAUCUGAAUAUAUUUUACCACAUCUUUAGAUUUUACAUAAAACAAAAAGGCAAUAUGAGUACUUUUGUCAAAAAACCAUAAAGAUAUAAGAAAGAUUUAUUUGAGUGUGUAUUAUUAAUUAAAAUAUAUCAAUCAUUUUCACAGUCCCAACUGUUUAAACAGACUCUGCUCUCUGUUGUUGUUUUUAUUGCUUUGAGUAAAUGAUUGUACAGUAGAUAUUAAAGUUAAGUAAGUGUGUUUAUGAGUUAAACUGUGCAUUGUUUUUGUAUAGCUCAGUCUGUAGUGAGGAUAUUUUGUAUAAUACGUUUUGAUACUGUUAAAAGUGUAGAAAUUGUAUUUAACAAUAUGAAUAAAUGUAACAAUAACAAUCAUAA
Molecule: messenger RNA, 9781 nt
Organism: Limulus polyphemus (Atlantic horseshoe crab)
Lineage: Eukaryota; Metazoa; Arthropoda; Merostomata; Xiphosura; Limulidae
Product: exportin-T-like
Exons: 27
Coding region: 181-3108 (975 amino acids)
Biological process (GO): tRNA re-export from nucleus
Cellular component (GO): nuclear matrix; cytoplasm; nuclear pore
Molecular function (GO): tRNA binding; small GTPase binding
Source: RefSeq, a predicted model, not a curated record